AUGGCGAACGAGGCUACAUUCAUUCUCUUUUCUCUUUUGAUUUGUUGCUGGGUAGCUUGGAAACUGGUGAGCCUAGCUCACUCUACCCGCCGGCCCGUAUCAUUUCCUCCGGGGCCUCGAACCCUGCCAUUCCUAGGCAAUUUGCAUCAAAUACCAGCCCAUAAGGCAUUCUUGAAGUAUAAACGCAACACGGAUCAAUGUUCGUCACCCACCGCUGACCUUCCUUAUAGGUUCCAAGAGUGGUCACGAGUUUACGGUCCGAUCAUCUCACUGAAGACAGGUCCUUCAAACCUUGUCAUCCUUAAUAGGGCAAAAGAUGUUAGAGAAUUAUUUGACAAACGAGGCGCAAUAUAUUCAAGCCGGCCUCCAAACCAUAUAGGCAACGAGCUCAUUACACGUGAUAAUGUGCACUUACUUCUUAUGCCCUACGGAAAAGAAUGGCGGAAUCAGCGGAAAAUUUAUCAAGCGAUUCUCAGCAUUUCGGCUGUGCGCGCUCUCACACCAUUGCAGGAAGCUGAGGCUACAUUGACUAUCUCUCAACUCGCACAAUCUUCUGAGAGCUACUACGACCAUAUUCGGAGGUACUCCACCGCCGUCAUUUUGUCUUCUGUCUUUGGUAUCCGUGGGCCUGAGUUCAAUCACCCCAAUAUCACGCGCCUCUACCAUGUCCAAGACCAAUUUACCGCCAUCCUAGAGACAGGAGCAACGCCUCCCAUUGACGUAUUUCCAUUUCUUAAACAUCUACCAGACUUUAUGUCACCCUGGCGCCGUUGGGCCCAACGGAUUCGAGCGGAGCAGCGACAGCUUUAUUUUGAGCUGCUACAGGAGGUCAAGAGCCAGCGAAAACGGGGAAUUCAACGUAACUGCUUUAUGAGCCAAUUGCUUGACGAGGAGUUUUGUGCGAAGCACGAAUUGGACGAGGAGCAUAUUGCAUACAUUGGAGGUGUGUUAAUGGAAGGUGGAUCGGACACAACUUCGUCCACACUACUUUCAUUCUUACUAGCUAUGGUCAAAUAUCCAAAGGUUUUCCGGAAAGCACAGGAAGAGGUUGACCGUGUAUGCGGGACUAAAGAGUCUCCUACAUUUGACCAACUCGCGCGAUUGCCUUAUCUUAAACACUGUGUUUUCGAAGUAGGCUUUCCUUAUCCUUCGCUGAGAGCGCUUCAUCCACUGACAAGCAUUUUCGAAGGUCCUACGCUGGAGGCCUGUCGCAGCGGGCGGCAUUCCCCAUGUGCUGAUCCAAGGUAUACGCUGAUUCCCCACGACUCCAACCAGCUGCUAAUGGUUGUAGAUGACGAAUACAACGGGUACAAAUUUCCUACAGGCACAACGUUUCUAGCUAAUACAUGGGCAAUCCACCAUGAUCCAGAGCUAUACGAAUGUCCGCAAGACUUUGUCCCAGAGCGCUACGAGGCCAAUCCUCUUGGUUUAAAACCGGACAUUCAAGAACUUCCGGAUGGCAUCCGCCAGACAUAUGGAUUUGGUGCUGGUAGGAGAAUUUGUCCCGGGUCUCAUCUCGCUGAAAACUCCCUGAGUAUCAAUCUUGCAAAAAUCCUCUGGGCAUUUGAUAUUCGCGCGGGAAUUGAUCCUUCCACCGGACAUCAGCUACAAGGCGAGGAAGUUAAUGUUGACAUAGGCACACAGUGGACAGAUGGUUUUCUGAUUGCGCCGAAACCGUUCCCGAUCGUUAUGUUAUUGCGCUCGGAGAAACACCGCGAGGUACUCAACCGGGACCUUGAUGAAGCUCAGAAGAUUUUUCAAAGCUAUGAAGAUUAA
This is a messenger RNA of Penicillium salamii, 1776 nucleotides long. The record is from the annotation of a GenBank genome assembly. Lineage: Eukaryota; Fungi; Ascomycota; Eurotiomycetes; Eurotiales; Aspergillaceae.